Annulohypoxylon maeteangense is the source of this 1600-nucleotide messenger RNA. Its product is annotated as S-adenosyl-L-methionine-dependent methyltransferase. Gene Ontology annotation, cellular component: cytoplasm; nucleus. Gene Ontology annotation, molecular function: S-adenosylmethionine-dependent methyltransferase activity; tRNA binding. Gene Ontology annotation, biological process: tRNA wobble uridine modification. Bases 416 to 1573 code for a protein of 385 amino acids. The transcript has 2 exons. NCBI's taxonomy places the organism in Eukaryota, Fungi, Ascomycota, Sordariomycetes, Xylariales, Hypoxylaceae. The record is from RefSeq and is a predicted model, not a curated record.
GAGAAAAGUUCCAAGGUUCUUAUCAUUUAUUUGGUCAUCGUAGUUUCUUUUGCUUUUCUUUUUUUCUUCUUCUCUUCUCCAACUAACAGAUCGAGUCGCGAUCAUGUACACAGUACAAAUCAUAUAAUUAGUUGCAUUAGAUCGUUGAACCAUGUACACAAGGGUACAUUAACGGCUAAUACAUACACCUACAGUAGUCGCAGCAGUCAUAACUUCCAUAUUGGCUCUGCCCUAUCACCUCCAUCAUCCCUAGGCACAUACGACGUAUGCGCCAAACGCUAGCGAAGCCUGCGCAAUCUAAAACGCAUCCCUGCUCUGUCUUGUGCUCCAGAUCUAGUAGGCCAACCCGCAUAACCUACCAAACUACAGCCUGCCCAGGUCGGGUAUCAUUGUACAAAGUACAACACCCCAAGCCAUGCAGCAAGCGAACCCAGAUCCAGGCCAUGUAGCGAACAGUGGGAUGGAGCGGCGGCUAGACCACGAGGGUCCCGCACGGGCUAACGCCAGCAACCAUCCUACUACCGCCGGCACCGCAUCCAGAGAGGCGGUGACGCUUACAGGGGGAGGAGAAGCCUGCCACCACCACCAACCCUCUGGCUCUGGCUCUGGCUCCGUCAAUUCGCAUCCCGCGGCUCCAGCUGCAGCGGUUUCUUCAGCACCUGUCGCUGGGAUUCAGGCUAGUCAUACUGACGGUAGCGCUAACCCUAGCUCUACAGCUGGUGCCCCUAUUACCACUACUGUCGCUGCCGCCGAAUCCUACGAACAACAGCACGUGCACAGCGUCUACGAGACCAUCGCGUCGCACUUCUCAUCUACGCGAUACAAACCUUGGCCCUUCGUCGCUUCUUUUCUAAGUUCCUUGCCCCCCGGAUCCGUUGGCCUGGACGUCGGUUGCGGCAACGGCAAGUACCUCGACGUGAACCCGGACCUAGUCAUCUUCGGCUCGGACCGCAGCGCGAACCUAGCCCGGCUCGCGCGCGAUCUCAAGGUUUUGGGGAAGAGCGAGGGCGACGGUAAGGAGAAGGUAAGCGUCGCUACGGGAGUCGAUGUGGUAGGAGUCGCGGACGGUUUAGACCUCCCCUUCGGCGGCAGCAGACGUGUCGAUUUCGCUAUCUGUAUCGCCGUCAUCCACCACCUGUCGACGCGGGAGCGGCGCAUCGAAGGUGUGCGCGCGCUGCUCGAUUGCAUUACCCCGCGGACCGGCAAGGUGCUGGUGUACGUGUGGGCGCUCGAGCAAGGGAGCAGUCGACGGGGGUGGGACGAAGGGACCGCGGAUCAGGACCAGCUAGUGCCGUGGGUUCUGAAAUCCAACAAGCCCAAGAAAGCGAAGAAGGACGGUGCUAGCAAAAAGGGGGGAGGAGCUGGCGAACGUGUCGACAACGGGGAGCCGGGCCCGGUAGAGGCCACGUAUCAGCGGUAUUACCACCUGUAUAGGAAAGGAGAGCUGGAGGAGGAUGUCGAGGCCGCGGGCGGUGAGAUCCUGGGGAGUGGGUACGAAAAGGACAACUGGUGGGUUAUAGCAAGUCCCAAAGAAGGAAAAGGCACGAGUUCGUCAUCUAUACUAUCUCGAUAGCAAUAUUAAAAUAACAUUACAACGGCG